Brassica napus (rape) is the source of this 3693-nucleotide messenger RNA. RefSeq names its product inosine-5'-monophosphate dehydrogenase 2-like. The transcript is spliced from 6 exons. The coding region runs from base 98 to 1609 and encodes 503 amino acids. The record is from RefSeq and is a predicted model, not a curated record. Gene Ontology annotation, biological process: GTP biosynthetic process. Lineage: Eukaryota; Viridiplantae; Streptophyta; Magnoliopsida; Brassicales; Brassicaceae. Gene Ontology annotation, molecular function: IMP dehydrogenase activity. Gene Ontology annotation, cellular component: cytoplasm.
ACCAACUCCACCCUCACUCACUAAACCCUAGCUUUAUCCUCUCUCUCUCUCUGUUCAUAUCUCACUCUCGGCAGCGACGCCAUUUACUGUAGCUUCGAUGGCUUCAGGAUUCGAGGAUGGAUUCUCAGCGGAGAAGCUCUUCGCGCAGGGAUACUCCUACACCUACGACGACGUGAUAUUCCUCCCUCACUACAUCGACUUCUCCACGGACGCCGUCUCCUUAUCCACGCGCCUCAGCAAGCGCGUCCCUCUCUCCAUCCCCUGCGUCGCUUCCCCCAUGGACACCGUCUCCGAGUCCCACAUGGCUGCUGCUAUGGCCGCGCUCGGAGGUAUCGGAAUCGUCCACUAUAACUGCGACACCGCCACUCAGGCUUCCCUCAUCCGCCACGCUAAAUCCCUCCGUGUUCCGAUUGCCUCCGACGCCGUUUUUAAGUGCCCUGACCAUCUGAUUGGUUCGGUUGAUGACUUUGGUCCUUCUUCCUUCGUUUUUGUCUCUCAGACAGGGACAUUGACACCGAGUUUGUUGGGUUAUGUCUCAAAAUCGGAGUGGUCUUCUAUGAAAGAUGAACAAAAGGAAAUGAAGAUAUAUGAUUACAUGCGUAGCUGUGAGAGCAGAGACUACUAUGUUCCGUGGGAUAUCGAUCUCGACAAGAUCGAUGCGGUUUUGGAAGAUAAGCAGAAAGGCUUUGUGGUUCUGGAGAAGGAUGGUGAGACCGUGAAUGUAGUGACAAAAGACGAUGUGGAGAGGGUUAAAGGAUAUCCUAAGUUAGGGUCAGGAACCGUUGGUCCGGACGGUAAGUGGAUGGUGGGUGCAGCCAUAGGGACAAGGGAGUCAGAUAAGGAGAGGUUAGAGCAUUUGGUGAAAGCUGGAGCUAAUGUUGUGGUGUUGGAUAGUUCGCAAGGGAACUCUAUUUACCAGAUUGAGAUGAUUAAAUAUGUGAAGAAUUUGUAUCCGGAGUUGGAUGUGGUCGGUGGGAAUGUGGUGACUAUGUACCAGGCUGAGAACUUGAUCAAAGCUGGAGUUGAUGGGCUGAGAGUUGGUAUGGGGUCUGGGUCUAUAUGCACUACACAAGAGGUUUGUGCUGUUGGACGUGGACAGGCUACUGCUGUGUACAAAGUCUCGACCCUUGCUGCUCAGCACGGUGUACCUGUUAUAGCAGAUGGAGGGAUAUCAAACUCUGGUCACAUUGUGAAGGCUCUAGUCCUUGGAGCAUCAACUGUGAUGAUGGGAAGCUUCUUAGCUGGAAGCACUGAGGCUCCUGGUGCUUACGAAUAUCGAAACGGUAGGAGAGUGAAAAAGUACAGAGGCAUGGGUUCAUUAGAAGCGAUGACAAAAGGAAGCGAUCAAAGAUACUUGGGAGACACCGCGAAGCUCAAGAUUGCACAAGGAGUGGUGGGAGCAGUGGCGGAUAAAGGCUCGGUGUUGAAGUUCAUACCAUACACAAUGCAUGCCGUGAAGCAAGGUUUCCAAGAUCUUGGUGCUUCCUCUUUGCAAUCCGCUCACGAGCUAUUGAGAGAAAAGGUCCUUAGACUAGAGGCUCGUACCGGUGCAGCACAGAUUGAAGGAGGAGUCCAUGGACUUGUUUCUUACGAAAAGAAAUCAUUUUAGCUUUUUCUGAGUUUACUUUCUUAUGUAACGCUGCUAUAAAGACCUUGUCUCCCUUGAUAUUUGGUGUAAUCUUAUUAUCGUGUUUCGUUUUGUUUAUGUUCGUGAUUUCAGUUUUGUAUUAAACACACAAAAAUGAAAGAUAAGAGAGCUGUUUGAUUGCUUAAACAUAUUUGUACUGCUCUCGUUUUUCUCCUUCAAUAAUACAAAAUGUUUGAUGGCUCAAAACAUUUAAAAACGGACCAAGGGGAAGUCAGACGUCAGGAGGCUUUGUUUCUGAGUUUUUGUUUUUACGUAUCCGCCAACAAAGUGUUGGAUUACAAUCUAUAGCAUGUUAAGUUACAACUUGUAAGCUGCAAUUAGUUUAUAAAAUCGAUCAUUGAUGUUUAUGACACUAAAGUAUGCCUAGUGCUUAUAUAACUAAACUUUAAACUUUGAUUUAAACAGUUUGGAUUAGCAUAACACCCUACGAUACCAACUUGUCCACUCUUGGUCUUGGUCAUAGUCUAAACUGUAUGGAUUAAAGUAUAACACCCAACGAUACCAACUUAUUCCACUCUUGGUCGCAACAAUUCCACGUUUGUUUAAUAGUUAAUUCCCAACAAAUGAUGCAUCAUAGUCAUUUAAUGGAUACUUAAACUUUAAAAUCGAUCUUCGAACAUGAGUUGUCACACGUAUAUGGAGUCCUGCUUUGGCACUCAUUUAAAUAAAUGGAGAGAGGGUUUAUCGGUAAGUUACAUUUUCUUUUGAAGAUUGGUCUGAACAUUUCUAUAGUUUGAGAUACCAAACUAAUAAAAAUUGUAUCGAACUUUUUUCAAAAAAAAAAAAAAAUUGUAUCGAACUUUGUUGUUUUAUUUGUCAUGUUUCAAAAUAAAAGUUUCAACGUGAUGCAAAAUUCAAAAUAGUAGUAGAUUUAAGUGAUUUUGUCUAUGGUUAGUUCAUACGUAGUUUUCUUUUUAAAAUAUACAAACUAGCAUAUACAAGCAUUAUACUUUGGAAAUUGCAAAAGUUAACAGUGGAGACUGCAAGAAAGCAAAUGAAGAACUAUAUAGCUAGAUGUGUGAUCCAAUGCUCCUACGCCCGUGUCCAAAUGAACGUCCAUCCUCCUAAGUCCUAACCCAUUCCGAGAUGAAUAAAGACAACACCAGAGAUAAGAAAAUUCAGAAUCACAUGCAUUCGCUGAAACAUAUGGGAAAUUGCACCCCUAAGAAUGUUAGAGCAUGUUUAUAGGCAGUCCUUAAGCUGGUAUCUUAGGUUUAGUUGCAUUAAAAAUAAAAGAAAAACAUGAAUUAAACUAAGCUCCGUCCCUUAAUUAAGGGAGCGAGGGCACGUCCCUUACGAGCCACGUGUCUAUUGUUCAUUGGAUUGAGGAGAAGUGGGUCUGUCGGUUUGGUCUCUUUUCUUUUUUUCCUUCUUUUUCUUUUCCUUCGCUCCUCUCUGCGUUCGUCGAUUUCUCUUCUUCAAGGAGCUUCUCCUCAACGAAACGUCGGCGCUCCCGGAGGCUUUUGUCGAUGAUGGAAAUCGGCGUCCCCUCUAUCAGUUUCUGUCUUCGACCAAAAAAAACGACGAGAUCUAAAACUCGUGGUGGCUGUCGGAGACGAAGGAGAACGGUGACUGUUUCAAGCGAAUCGAAAGGUCAAAUCUUUCUCUCUACCAGACGAAACCCCCCAAGAUUUUUUAUAAAGAUUGGAAGAACAAGAGGCAUGCUAAAGUUAAGGGAGGAUAAAGAAACGACAGAGUGAUGGUUUCUCGGGCACCGUUGCAUUGUCUUGUGAUAGUAUCUCAAACACAUACCAAUUGUUAAUCAAGGUAAAAGCUAUAGUUGAAGUGAAGUGGUGAAAGCACUGUGAUUUGAUAAAUGGUGAAAGGUCUGUGAUUUUCAGAAGAAGAGUAUAGUUGUUGUUGUAGUCUUGUGUAGUCAGUCACGAGAGAUGUAGUUGUUGUGUGUGUGUAGUGAUGAGAAAUGUAUGUGUGUGUGUGUUCUCGUUGUAGUCUGGUGUCACAAGACACCCUUGUAAUUCACGAGACACACUUGUAAUUCAUAAACAAACUUUAUAAAUCAGAUACCAUUCUUCUCUUUCUCAAAA